This is a messenger RNA of Centruroides sculpturatus (bark scorpion), 707 nucleotides long. Its product is annotated as spindle pole body component 110-like. The record is from RefSeq and is a predicted model, not a curated record. Lineage: Eukaryota; Metazoa; Arthropoda; Arachnida; Scorpiones; Buthidae. The annotation marks the transcript as partial. The transcript is spliced from 3 exons.
UGUUUUAUGUUAAUGCCCUCUUGUGUUAGGGACCGCUUUGGAUAAUCUUUAGUGUGUAAUCAGAAUUUACUAGAACUUAAUUUAUAAAAUAAAAUAUUUAAACGUUAAAGGAUCAAGAAGAUGAAAUGAAAAUUCUAAAAGAACAAAUUAAUAAUCAAAAUAAAGAAGUGUACGUAAUUGAGAAGAAUAUAUCUUACUUGGAACAUAAGAAAGAAGUGAAAGAUAAAUGGAACGAAAUGAAACAAUCUGUUAUGUCGAAAAAAUCCAAAGAAAUUGCAUCAUUGAAAAAAGUAUGCUUUGAGUUUCAAAACAGCAUAGAAGAUUUGAGAAAACAGAAUAUAAAUUUAGACAAAGAAAUAAAAAAAGCCAAAGUAGGAAAAGAAAACGAAACGAGCUAUUUAAAAAUUAGUCAAAAUAAAGAAGAAGCGCUUCAAAACAGUUUAAAACGAGAAAGAUUACAAAAGGAUACUUUUCAAAAACAAUUGAAGAAAUCAGAAAUAAAUACAAUCGCGUUCAAUAGAGAAUAUAUGAUACUGUUAAAUGCGUUACAAAAUGCCAAAAAUGAAGCGGAAAGUAUAUCAAAUAAACUGAAAAAUAGUAAAAAUGUCAAAGAAUUGAAAAGACAUCAUUUUAUGAAGUUACAAGAACAACAGAUUAAACUUUCUCAAUCCCGGGAUGCAAUUAUGGCAAAUUAUCAAAAAAAUCGA